Messenger RNA from Triticum aestivum (bread wheat), 1415 nucleotides. RefSeq names its product methionine aminopeptidase 2B-like. NCBI's taxonomy places the organism in Eukaryota, Viridiplantae, Streptophyta, Magnoliopsida, Poales, Poaceae. The coding region runs from base 1 to 1377 and encodes 458 amino acids. Gene Ontology annotation, molecular function: metalloaminopeptidase activity. The record is from RefSeq and is a predicted model, not a curated record. The transcript is spliced from 12 exons. Gene Ontology annotation, cellular component: cytoplasm. Gene Ontology annotation, biological process: proteolysis.
AUGGCUGGGGGUAGCAAUAGCACAGAUGCAGCAACCAAGGAGAUGGAGGCAUUGCAUGUUGGGCAAACUCAGGAAACCAAAGCAUCUAGUGUAGAGUCGGAUGCAAUCUCAUCAAAAGAACUCAAGGUUGGAUAUAGUAGUGGUGGGACUCCCGAAGCUCAGUCCUCACCACGAGAACAUGAUGAUGAUGCGCAAGUGGAUGAUCCUUCAGAAGAUGGAGCAGCAGCUUCGGCUGCAAAGAAGAAAAAGAAGAAAAGCAUGGCCAAAAAGAAGAAGAACCCUCUUCAGCAGACAGAUCCUCCGUCAGUCCCUGUUGAUGAGCUUUUCCCUUCAGGAGAUUUUCCGGAGGGUGAAAUCCAGCAAUACAAGGAUGAUAAUUUAUAUAGAACAACUAGUGAAGAAAAGAGAGAAAUGGAACGACUACAAAAACCAAUGUAUAAUUCUAUUCGUCGGGCCGCAGAAGUUCAUCGACAGGUGCGUAAAUACAUGAGGAGCAUUGUGAUGCCUGGAAUGCUAAUGGUUGAACUAUGCGAAACUUUGGAAAACUUGGUUCGGAAACUUAUCAAGGAGAACGGACUACAAGCGGGUAUUGCCUUUCCAACAGGAUGCUCCUUAAAUUGGGUUGCAGCUCACUGGACUCCAAAUUCUGGUGAUAAAACUGUACUACAAUAUGAUGAUGUGAUGAAGCUGGAUUUUGGGACACAUAUAGAUGGGCACAUAGUUGAUUCUGCAUUUACUGUCGCCUUUAAUCCCAUGUUUAAUCCGUUGCUUCAGGCAACGAGAGAUGCCACAAAUACUGGAAUCAAGGAAGCUGGAAUAGAUGCACGGCUUUGUGAUGUCGGUGUUGCAAUCCAAGAAGUCAUGGAGUCAUAUGAGGUUGAAAUUAAUGGGAAAGUUUUCCAAGUAAAAAGUGUACGAAACCUCAAUGGACAUGGCAUUGGACCAUACCAAAUCCAUUAUGGGAAAUCAGUUCCAAUUGUAAAAGGCGGAGAGCAAACAAAAAUGGAGGAGGGUGAAUUUUAUGCCAUUGAAACUUUUGGGUCCACAGGAAAGGGAUUUGUGAGGGAGGACCUGGAAUGCAGUCAUUACAUGAAGAACUUUGAUGUUGGCCAUGUGCCAUUGAGGGUAGCAAAAGCUAGGCAGCUACUCACGACAAUCAACAACAACUUUGGAACCCUUACAUUUUGCCGCCGAUACUUGGACCGCAUUGGUGAGACCAAAUAUCUAAUGGCACUGAAAAAUCUCUGUGAUGCUGGCAUUGUGCAGCCGUACCCUCCAGUGUGUGAUGUGAGGGGAAGCUAUGUGUCACAAUUUGAACACACCAUUUUGCUUCGACCAACCUGUAAAGAAGUCAUAUCCAGAGGCGACGACUAUUGAUUGGCGCUGCAUCUCUGCUUUGAAUAUGUGCCCCGCGG